AUGAGGGUAUCCGGGCUUGUAGCAUCUCUAAGUCUGCUAGCGCAGUCAGGGGCUGCGGUUGAAUUAGUUCUUGGGGACUAUGACUCUGUCAAAUCCGCCGCAAGCACAAUAGCCUUCGGGCUGGUCAAGUACUACACGGGCAACAACACAGGCGAUACGCCAGGCAACCUCCCCGACCCAUAUUUCUGGUGGGAAGCCGGCGCGAUGUUUGGGACGUUGAUCGAAUAUUGGGCGUUGACCGGGGACGAGACGUACAACGACAUCACUUCGCAAGCAAUGCUUCACCAGGCCACAGAGAAGGGCGACUUCAAGCCUCCAAACCAGACUCGCACGCUCGGCAACGAUGACCAAGGGUUCUGGGGGAUGGCAGCCCUGUCCGCGGCCGAGCUCAACUUCCCCAACCCCCCCUCAGACCAGCCGCAGUGGCUCGCGAUGGCCCAGUCGCUAUUCAACCAGUACGCAUCACGAUGGGACGAGGCCGACUGCGGGGGUGGACUACGCUGGCAGAUCUUCACGUUCAACAACGGAUUCAACUACAAGAACUCCAUCUCCAACGGCUGCUUCUUCAACGUGGCCGCGAGGCUUGCGCGGUACACGGGCAACGCCACAUACGCCGAGUGGGCCGACAAGAUCUACAAGUGGCAGGAGACCGUCGGGCUGAUCGCGGCGGACCACACGGUGCGCGACGGCGUGCACAUCAACCCAGCCGACAAAACCUGCGCCAGCAUGGACCAGAACGAAUGGACCUACAACUCAGGCAUCUUCCUCCACGGCGCAUCCGUCAUGUACAACUACACCGCCGACGGCGGCCCAUCCCCCGGAGUCGGCGCCGAUACCUGGCGCACCCGCGUCGACGGCCUCCUCCAAGCCGCAUCCACCACCUUCUUCCACAACAACAACACCAACCCCAACACCGAUGCCAGCCAGAAUAACAACCCCAACGGCGUCCUUGUCGAACAACUCUGCGAACCCUCCGGCUUCUGCAACAACGACCAACGCAGCUUCAAAGGCCACCUCACCCGCUGGCUAGCCCGCACCGCCCAAAUGGCCCCCCACACCCAAUCCACCAUCCGCCCGCUCCUCGAAACCGACGCCUCCGCCGCCGCAGCCGCCUGUGUCGGUUCCCCUCCAGCACCGGCCUUCAAAGGCCAGCCGGGCACGGCGUGCGGGUUCCGCUGGACAACGGGCGGGUUUGAUGGGAGUGUGGGGGUCGGCGAGCAGAUGAAUGCGCUGAGCGCAGUGAUGUACACGCUUGUAACCGGUGAUGGGAAUGGGAACGGGGGACCCGGGGCGACGGGGGGGGCCGCGGCGGGCGCGCCGGUGACGGCUGAUACCGGGGGGACCUCGAAGGGGGAUCCGGCUGCGGGAACGCAGGAGGAUCAGGUUGGGCGGUUGACGGGGUUUGGGUUCAAGGAGAUUACGUUGGGGGAUCGGGUGGCGGCCGGGUUUGCGACGUCGGCUAUUGCGUUGGGGGUGGUGGCUGGGUGUGCGUUUGUUAUUGUUUAG
Messenger RNA from Dichotomopilus funicola, 1506 nucleotides. Its product is annotated as glycoside hydrolase. The transcript has 3 exons. Gene Ontology annotation, biological process: fungal-type cell wall biogenesis; carbohydrate catabolic process. The record is from RefSeq and is a predicted model, not a curated record. Bases 1 to 1506 code for a protein of 501 amino acids. NCBI's taxonomy places the organism in Eukaryota, Fungi, Ascomycota, Sordariomycetes, Sordariales, Chaetomiaceae. Gene Ontology annotation, molecular function: mannan endo-1,6-alpha-mannosidase activity.